AUGGCUUCCCGUGCGGUCCAGGCGCUCCCGCCGCCGCGGGGGCUCCAACACUCGCUUUGCGCAGUUCAAGCUUGUUCUUCUGGGAGAAUCCGCCGUUGGAAAGGUAGCCCGCCCCAGCCUCGGCGGAGAUGCAUUGUACAUGUCGCUGACCUGCCACAGAGCUCCAUCGUCUUGCGAUUCGUCAAGGACCAAUUCGACUCGUAUCGGGAAUCGACCAUCGGCGCUGCUUUCCUGACGCAAACCAUUUCGCUCGACGAGAACACAACAGUCAAGUUUGAGAUCUGGGAUACCGCCGGCCAGGAACGCUACAAGUCGCUCGCCCCCAUGUACUACCGCAACGCCAACUGUGCCGUCGUCGUCUACGACAUUACCCAAUCCUCGUCCCUCGACAAGGCCAAGGCCUGGGUCAAGGAGCUGCAGCGUCAAGCGAACGAGAACAUCAUCAUCGCGCUGGCCGGCAACAAGCUGGAUUUGGUCACCGAGCAGCCCGACAAGCGCGCCGUCUCCACGGCUGAUGCCGAGGCCUACGCCAAGGAGGCCGGUCUGCUCUUCUUUGAGACAUCGGCAAAGACGGCCGAGAAUGUCCGCGAGCUCUUCACGGCCAUCGCGAAGAAGCUGCCCCUGGAUCAGGUCGGCCCUAGGCACGCGCGGCCAGGCCAGCGACAGGGCGUCAGCCUGACCCCCGAAAACGCGAACAACACCAUGGGCGGAGGCUGCAGCUGCUAAGCAACGUGCUGUCCUUUUCGACUGGUGACAGGCGACUGCUGUUUGCAGAAGUUCUCCUUGACACGUGCGUGAGGGGAGGUCACGACAGA
Molecule: messenger RNA, 815 nt
Organism: Verticillium alfalfae VaMs.102
Lineage: Eukaryota; Fungi; Ascomycota; Sordariomycetes; Glomerellales; Plectosphaerellaceae
Product: GTP-binding protein ypt5
Exons: 4
Coding region: 1-726 (241 amino acids)
Molecular function (GO): GTPase activity; GTP binding
Source: RefSeq, a predicted model, not a curated record